GGCGGACUUCACCCUUUUACCCCGUAAAUAUAAAUAACCAGAAAAAUCGGCGGGUCCCCCCUCCUUCUCCAAAGCCUUAGAUGGGAAAGGAAAGCUGCAAAUCGCACCGUCAGUAACGCCGGCUGGGACGAUGGCAGCACCUGUAGGGAUGAUGGAAGCGAUUUUUGCCAGAAAUAAAGAGGAGCACCCGGAGCCCCUCCGAGCAGAAGUGCAGGGUAAGUGCAACAGGCAGCUAGCCAACUGCGAAGGAACUCAGAUUUUUUUGGGGGGGGGGGUGUUCCUGCCUUUCUCCAGAGAAGACUUCUUUUCCCUAGACGUGUUUACUCAGAGGCAGGUCUGCCUGAGCUGAAUGGGGUCCACUUCGUAGUAAACAAAUAUCGGGUUGCAGUUUAGGGAUCGCAGAUAAAUUAAAUUAUUUCUCUCCCCACUUCCUGUUUAUGAGCAUUUCCAAUCACCGUCUGGGAGGGACUGUGGCUUCACUGCCCUUGGACUUGAGCCUCAAAGUCCGGUUUAAACGUCCAAAACAGCUGGGGGCAGGUUGAUUUCCUCGGAGCUAAAUAGGGGGAGGGGAGUCGUACUUUCACUUUUCCCUGGUGGUGGUUUAACGUCGUCUUCUUCCUCCCCCUCGCCUCUCUCAGCUUUCAUCUGCCUAGUCAGCAAGUUGGCCAUUUCCUCAAUGCUUGCACCUAGAGAUUGCUACAUACACCCCCGGCUCCAUUUUUCUUACAGUUUUAUUUCUCUAAGGCAUUUAUAUACCUAAGCAAUGUACAUGAAAUAAACCACACAAAAUAAAAAUUCAUCACCUUAAAAUUCCCGCUGGAAUAACUAAGGACGUUUUAGGCAUGUGCGGAAGUUUAGCGAGGAGAUUGAAGCGAAAAAUCUCUCCUUCCUUACAUUUUGUUUACUUACUUCUUUAUUCCCCCCCCCCAAAAAAACCCCACUCAGCUCCUCCAAGAAGUUCAGGGCAGCAUACAUGAUUAUUCACCCAUCCACCUGUGAUCCUUGUCUAACAACAAACCUGAGAGGUAGAUGAGGCUGAUAUAUAAGAAUUCUGGGAACUGUACUUUGUUAAAGAUGCUAGUAAUGGUUGCAUUGUGAUAAGAGAAUCAUAGAUUAUUUGAGGAAGUAAUGUGCUUUCAAUGUGAUUUAAAGUGUGCUCUGUGUGUGUUGUGUACACACACACACACAGAGAGGGGGGGCUGGCUGGGGGGCUCAAGUACACCCAGUGAGAUAUUCAUGGCUGAGUUGGAGAUGUAAACCUCAUUCCCAUCAUGGUUUGCCAACUGCUACACUGCACUGGCUUACACAACCAACAACACACACUAGACAACAGGUAUAGGGAACUUGUGGCUGUUCAGAUAUUUUUUGGACUACAACUCCGACCAGCCUCAGGCAACCUGGCAGAUAGUUAGGAAUGAUGGGAGGUGCAUUCCAUCAAGUCUAAUGGGUGAAUGUUUCCCCAACCCUGCAUUAGAAUAAUAUGUAGUAUAGAUUUGUUGCUCUCUCUUUUAGCAAACUCAGGCGGUAAGCACUAACAGGUUUGUAACCAAACUGGGUUCACAGAGAAGCAACCUCAGAGGAAGUUACAGUUUUGCAGACGUACCAAAAAAUACCCCCAAAACCCUCUCCUUCCAGCAAAAGAAUAAAUCAUGUUCAAUAUCCACAGAAAAUUGUGGAUGACAAUAAAGAUAUUAUUAUUGUUAUUAUUAUUAUUAUUAUUAUUAUUAUUAAAAUUGACUGUUGUGGGGGGCACACAAAAUGAAGGUGGGGAUGGAAUGGAGAGGCCCUGUGGCCAUGGUUGGCUGGCACCCUAAAGCGGAGCACUACUUUUAAGAGGUGAGAUUGUGCUGCAACCUUUCGUUGUGGCUUGCAGGCUUGGAAAUUUAAAAGUCUGUUCCCAAUAUUCUGCCAGAUUCUAGCAUGAUCCCAGAGGAAGUCUAAGCAGAUGUUGAGGCAACGUUAUAUCGAUAAGGCAAGACUUGAUUCUCAGUAGCUUGAUUUGCCAGAAGUCGAUUUUCUAAACCUAAACAAAUGAUUCAGGUGUGUGGAGAAAGUUGUACCCAGCCAUUGGGCCAUUACUGCGGUGUGGGCAAAGUCUUGUUUCAACAUUGCACAUGAACAGGAAUCUCAUAGCAUGGGUGCACAGCAGGUGAACCCACUGAGAUGUCCGGGAUUCCUUAUGAUGCACAAAGCAUUCCUCCACCUGUAUCCUACUCAUCAUAAUGACAGACACUUUGCUACUUUAGUAAAUAAAAUCUCAUUGUUCUAAAGAAAGGCUUUCUCCUAUUUUUCCUACAAAACUGCAACCAACAACUAAUGAGGGAAUACAAAAUAUUCUUCAUUGCAUUAGCAUACCAGAUCCAAAAAUAGCUUCAAAGGCAGACAAGUUCAAGACCCAUCAGCACUGUGAAAGAUUCAGGUUUAAAAGAUUUGGUUGACUUCCACUGUGCAUUGCCAUUUUGAUUUUUUUAAAAAAAUAAUCUAAAUUAUUAUAAAUCAAACCAAAUUAAAUUAGUUUAAUACAAGUUCUUAAAAUCCAAAUUACAGAGGAACCAACCACAAAUCAUGCUGGAGACAUAAAAGUAUUAGCUCCCCCACCAACCCCUGCCACACAUACCGUAGCACUAAUCCACAUCAGGGACUCUCACAAGAAUAAAGCUAAGUUUGGCAUUUCAAACCUGAGACACCAACAUAUCCUGCAGUCUGGACUUCCUUCCUUCCCUAUAAAUGCCUUGUGCAUGUGGCUAAAAUCCCCAUAUAAAAACGGAAGAACAGCAUCUUCUCUGCCUGCCUGCCUCCUGUCUCCCUGUUUGGUGUGUGUGUGCGUUUGCACGUCUUUCACUGUCAAUCAUCAUGUAAUGCAAAUAAGCACGUUAGAUAAACCUAGCUCUUUCAUAAGGCAUUUAUACUGGAUUAGAUCAAGCCAUUUUAUAAGAAAUAUGUUGCUCUUGUAAGAGGGUAGCUUGAUUUGGGUUAAAUAUUAGGGCAAACGUAUCUUGGCACAAAGGAUAGUUAAGUAAGAGAAAAGUUGCCUCAAGUUAUAAAAGGAAUAAUAAUUAGGGGGACACACAAGUUAUGAGAUUGACAUCAUUGGAAAUGUUUGCAACUCAGACAGGAUAAGUAAGCAUAUGUAGUAUUGCUGAGGGCUGCUGGGAAUUGUAGUUGAACCAUCUGCAGGGCACCAGGCUGCUGAAGGCUGGCUGAGUGAGAGCCAAGAAGAGGCGAGCUCCCUUGGAUUAUUUUCCUUCUUUACUUGUUCCUUUGAACAGCCAAGUUCCCUUCAUUUUCAAAAGCACUUCGCAAUGUGGCAUGAGGAAGAGGGUUGUCGAAGGAGGGGAAUUAUCUAAAGCUCCCUUGAGUUUCACUGGCCUAGUUUCAGAGCCUUUGGAUCUUGGUUUCCUUUUUCUGGCAUGACCAAUGGCUUGAAGAUAUUGCUGUCAUAAAUUCUGCCAUGGUCAGUGCGUCAUAAGUCUAGCACUGGCAUUAUUACUGUAACUUGGCUCAUCUGGGAUUUACAUCGGCAUGAGUGCCUUUGUGAAGUGUGUUGACAUCGACUUCUACAGAUACACACAGAACUAAAUGAUAGGUAGAUUUAAAUGGACAGUGUGAUUGUUAUUGUUUACAAUAAGGGAGAAUUCCCCAUUUGCCACUCAAGUGAAGAUUGUAAGGAUGUAAAGAGGAGCGCUCCUGGUGUCAGCUAAAUCUACAGAGGUAGUCUCUGUUUCACAUACAGAAGGUUCAAGGUUUAAUCCCAUGUAGGGCUGGGAAUGUCCUUCAUCCAAAACCCUGGAGAGUUAAUAUAGACAUUACUAAGCUUGGGCCAAGGUUCUGACUCAGUAUAUGGCAGCUUCUUAUGUUCCUAUCUAGCCCAGUAUCCAAUUUCUCAUGGUGGCCAAUUCUGUGUAAGGGAUGGUCCACCACCACUGCCUCUAAACAUGUAAAGUCCAUAGAGCCGCACUUUAACCUUUCAUGGUCGGAAUUCAGGGGAAAGUGUGGCUUAUAUUAGGCCAAUACAGUAACAAGUAGGACCUACAACAGACAGUUCAGGAUUCCAGCCACUUCAUUCUCUUCCCCCUGGUUUUUCAUUUCUGCCCCCUGCCUUGCAGCCACCAGUCAGCAUUCUGUGGCGGCUGAGUUCUCAUUGGUCUGCUUUAGAUAGUUCCUCCGCCCCGCUCCCCCACUUGGGGUUAUUUCUCAAGAUUUAUUUGCUACACUUGCAAAACUCUGGCUUCUCCAACUCUGCUGAUAACACCCUCUUGCGUGUGGGUGGUGCCAUUAUGGCUAUAUAAACAAUGGCGCUCACAACCAAAACAUCAGAAAUAGAAGAGAUUAUAGGCCUACCCUCUAAAAAUCCGUGUAAUCCAUGCUAAUUGCUCAGCCAAACUGCUUUAUUCCCCAGACUGCAGCUGGAUGAGAAAGUUUCAAGGGUUAAGCCUCCCUUUUGGUGAUCUUCCACUUCAGACUGUGUUGCCAUUAGCUAAAUGGUUGGGGAGGGGUGUCUAAACAUACUUACAGAAGUACUUGCAGUUUGUAGGUCCAUCCUAACAGUUGGGAGAAACAGAAGUUUGAGUAGUAUGGGGUUUUUGAAUGGUUUCUUUAUUGGGAUGGUGCCACCCUACUGACUUAAUACACCUUUUUUGCCUAAUGCAUCCGACACCUGUGUCUGGUAGCAUCCUUCCAUUUCUAAGAUCAGCAAACAACCUCCAUCCUGUCACUUUUGACAAGUUGCAAAAUUGAUCUCAGCCUGCCAUAUUAAUUUGGCAGGAGUGAGGGCUGGGCAAUUGGGGGUCAUUCAACAGAAAUACUUCUGGGGUUCCAUUGAGGCAGAAACAAAUAUCCUACUGCAAAAAGUCCCUUUCUUUUCCAGGUGAGAUCCCAAGCUGGAUGGAGGGGAUCCUUCUCCGUAAUGGUCCAGGCAUGCAUACAAUCGGGGAAAGUAAAUACAAUCACUGGUUUGAUGGCAUGGCUUUGUUGCACAGUUUUACAAUUAAAAAUGGUAAGCUUGUUUGUAUUGCAUAUCUAUUAGUAGUAGUAGUAAAAACCUAUCUGUCCACCCAGGCUUUCCCUGGGUUCCUGUUGCCUUUGGUAACUGUUGUUUACUAAAAUCUAUUUUUCUUAUUAAAUUUUGUGUGUGUUUUGAUGUGAAGCUGUCUUGGUAUUUUCUGGCAUAAGUUUAAGGCAUAGCUAUCUUGGUAUUUUCUGGGUUGGCGGGAGCAGUACAAAAAUCCAUUUUAUAAUUAUUAUAAUAAUAAUUGUUGUUGUUUAAUUAGUAUUAUUAUUUAAUGGAGGGCACCCUAUUGACUAUCUCUGGUUUCAUGUAUCACCUUCUGUAUCUAUUCAAAGUCCGUUUUGGUAUCUUCAACUAAAACAAUGCCACAGAUCUUAUCAUCAGAGGCAUCCUGAGAUGCCAUACAGGUAAAAUUGAAUAACUCAUUGUCAAAUGCCUACAAAGUUGUGCCCAGCCUUCUCUUUUCUGCAGGUUUAAAAUAUUCAGUUUUGUGAAAUGUUGGGCUGACAUAGAGAAGGGCUUUGUCCAAUAUAUAACUUACGGGUUUAUGAACAUGUGCCUUUAAAGAAGGAAGGCCAACUUCCAUUCUGAAGAAUGUCUCAGGUGUACAAUGUGGGACUACAACUAGUGUACACCAUAACUUAUUUUUGGUUACACUGAAUUCCUCUCUACUAGAGUUAUCCCUAGUAGAGGGACACGGGUGGCGCUGUGGGUUAAACCACAGAGCCUAGGACUUGCCGAUCAGAAGGUCGGCGGUUCGAAUCCCUGCGACAGGGUGAGCUCCCGUUGCUCGGUCCCUGCUCCUGCCAACCUAGCAGUUCGAAAGCAUGUCAAAGUGCAAGUAGAUAAAUAGGUACCGCUCCAGUGGGAAGGUAAACGGCAUUUCCGUGUGCUGCUCUGGUUUGCCAGAAGCAGCUUAGUCAUGCUGGCCACAUGACCCGGAAGCUGUACGCCGACUCCCUCGGCCAAUAAAGUGAGAUGAGCGCCGCAACCCCAGAGUCGGUCACGACUGGACCUAAUGGUCAGGGGUCCCUUUACCUUUACUAGGGUUAUCCCAGAUUUCUGCACCAUAUCACAAAAUACAAGUUCAGCAACAAAAACAUUUAAUGCCAGUUUUAACAAAACAUAGCCUGCUGUAUAAUACAGUAUCUUUGUUAUCCCUAAUAAAUAGGCAGAGUGCCACUGAGUGAUUUUGCAAAAACGGAGUCCAAUCAGAUGUUGGAUAGAGCCCCCUUCUUCCCCGCCACCGGCUAACAGACAAACUGAAGAGGAACAUAGGAAACUGCCUUCUGUUGAAUCAUACCAUUGGUCCAUCUACCUCAGUAUUGUCUGCACUGACAGACAAGGGCUCUCCAGGAUUCUAGGCAGGAGACAGACCUGGAGAUGUUGGGGAUUAAACCUGGGACAUUGCAUGCAAAGCUUAUACGAGGCUUCCUCCACCUCGGCCCUCCAAAUGUUUUUGGCCUACAACUCCCAUGAUCCCUAGCUAGCAGGACCAGUGGUCAGGGAUGAUGGGAAUUGUAGUCUCAAAACAUCUGGGGGGCCGAGGAUGAGGAAGCCUGGGCUUAUACUCUGUCACUGAGCCCUUCUGCACACAAAUGUGCAAUGCAGCUGAUUGGAGAGUGAGUGCUCAAAAGGCAGAUUUUACCUCCAGUUACCACAGGAUGGAGACACACCAUAGGAGAUGAGCAGCAAGGUGUCUUAUGCCACAAUAAAUGCAUUAGUCAUUUGUGAUGCCAGAGACAUGCCAUAAUUAAUGUGCUAAAGCUUUUGUGGGCAACAGGUCAUGGCUAUCUCUGUCAAGCUCCGCAUGGGUGUUUCCCAGAGGCAUUGACUAGCCACUGUUGGACAGUGAAUGCUAGUUUAGGGGAGAAGCUGAGAUCUAAUCCAAAGAAAAAGCUUCUCAACUUCAGAUCCAGUGAUGGCAAUCUCCCUUUGUUGUUGUUUAGUCGUUUAGUUGUGUCCGACUCUUCGUGACCCCAUGGACCAGAGCACGCCAGGCACUCCCUUUCUUUAGCAUACAUUAUAAAUAUCUAGCACUGUUUGGGCUCAUGACUUAGAUCCUGUUUCCUUACACCCUGGUGCAGUUUAAAGGAGGAACUGCAACCCAGUGGAAGAACAGCUUUUUUGGGUGCAGAAGGUCCCAGAUUCGAUCCCUGGCAUCUUCAGAUAUUUGCUCAGGUAGCAAGUGAUGGGCAAGACCUCUUCCUGAGACCCUAGAGAGAUGCUACCAGCCAUCGCUUGGGGGUUGAUAGGAGUUAUAGUCCAAAACACCUGAAAGUCUCCAGGUUGGCAAAGUCUGGCCUAUGGAAUUGCCUGCUAGGCUAGAGGACAAAUAAUCUGACCUGGAAUAAGACAGCUUCCGAACUGUACAUGUGAUGGUGGGAAAGUACUUAGUGACUUUCACUUCUGCGUGAUAAAGGGGAAGUACUCCGCAUACGUUAAGAGGCACAGCAUUUUCUCUGCUCUUGCCUUUUAGGUUAAAAGUCAGUGCAUUAAACAGGGAUGUGGAACCUUUGACCUUCCAGAUGUUGUGGGACCCCUGUCCCAUCAGCCCAGCCAGCAUGGCCAAGGGGUGAUGGGAGGGUCAUGAAUUUCCCAGUCUUGUACAGUUCUUCAGCUGUUUGGGACUAUACUGCCCAUCAUCCCUGACCUUGGGCCAGGAGGGCACCAGGUUGGAGAAGAUGGUUAAAGUCAUUUUCUCCGAGCUUCUGAACCCAGUUGCUGAGGUCUUAACUCAGGGACCAGGGAAGCAGGUCUGCGCUGGUGAUUUCUUUCCUUCCUGCUUCAAGCCAUGAAGUAGAAGCCUCUUUAUGGAGGCUGGGUGUAGCACCAGGGAAUGCCAGGCUGCCCAUAAAAAAAUCUGUAAGAUUCAUCUUUAUGGUGAUGCACACAAGAUCUGAUGGGUUUCCCAAAGGUAAAAGGGCAACUUGCUACAUUAGCCUAGUUUUCACUGACUUAAAGUCUGCCCUUCUGCAGUUUUUUUUAGCUUCUGAAGCCAAGCACGAAAGUAGGCCACUUGUGAAACAGGUUUCACUCUUCAGCCUAUUCAUUAUAUAGUAAUGAAUGACCCCAAUACGGGGAGUAGCAGCAGCCAAAACAAAGUGACCUUGGCUUGGUCAGGAGCAAAUAGUUCACAUGAUCCUUUUCUCUGCCUUCCCAAUUACUUCUGGUCUGAACUUUGCCACAAUUCUGAACACGUGAAAAGUAACCACUCUGCGCUUUCUGUUUAACACAGCACAAGCUUGAAGAGGUUGUGUGUUUCCAGGACAGCAGAUGCUGUGUUUUGGGGAUUUCACUGUUAUCAUAUUCUUAUUCUGGUGUUUUCUUUAGUUUGUAAACGUGUUUCCACAAUUUGCAUUUUUACAACACAGCCAGUGAAGUAGUGAAGUUUGAUUUUUCUAAUCAGGGUCAUUGGCAGGCCCAGCCGAUCUGGAAUUGUUAUGGGUUUUCUUCCUUGUUCUGAACCAAAUGCCUUUGUGUGCUUUGAUUAUAAAAGCUUCUAACCUUUUCUAGACCCAGUACCUUCUUACACAACCUGGAUAGCUCAGUCGGUUAGAGUAGACUGCUCCCCUUCCCCGGGGGGCGGUGUUGUAGGCAGGCCACACGCUCUCCCCAUGUACAGUGGGGGACGUGGUGAUGAGUCCUGGCUGCAUCACGCCCCCCAGCCGACCAAUCCGGCCAGCCAGGGGGCGUGGCUUGCAUUAUUUAAACAGCUGCGCGGCCAGAGGGUUCUCCCUUCUUACCUCCUCUUUCGUCGGAUCUCUGCCGCUGCUCCCGUUCUGCUUGCCUUAGCUUCCCGCUUCACUGUGUAAACAAGCAGUAGUUUUCUUUGCUUUUGCCUCUUUUGGGUGCUGAAGCAGCCGGUUGCCUUCGCUUGCAACUUGCGGUUAGGCAUUGGUAAAACCUGGUUUACCUGUUCCUCCUCUUUAAGAGUAUUCCGUUAAAGGGAUCUGGGGGGGGGUGGAUCUUGUCUGAAGCCUGGGUAUGGGCUAGGGCCAUGCCACGACCCCAUCGGGGACCCUGGGGGAGCUCUCAGUUGAUGUACAUCAACAGGGCUCCCCCUACUAGUGGUUGACCCUUACUAGACUACCUGCAUGGCAGGCAGGAGUCAGAUAUAGUCGGUUCAAUUCCAAUGCCUAAGCCAAUACCACUCAUAUUCUGUAACCAAUAAAGUUGUGGCCUUAAUUAUCCCAUUUACCUGAAAUACUGGUGGCCGUGUGUUUUAUUAUUCAACAAAUGGAGGAGGGCUCGGGGCCUUGACAUGCAAUGGUGCUGAUGCUAAGGUUGCAGGCUCAAUCUCCAUAUGGGACAUUUGCAUAUUCCUGUAAUUGCAGGAGGUCGGACUAGAUGAUUCUCAGGGUCCCUUCCAUCUCUACAAUUCUAUGAUUCUAACCCUUGUCCUGCAUCAGGAGAUUUGUAUUUUUCAUGGCAAAUAUUUGGGAUAGCCUAUGUGAUGCCUUCCAGAUGUUGUUGGACUGCAAUUCCUAUUGGCCCCACUGGCUGGGGCUGAUGGGAGUUGGAGUCCAACAACAUCUGACUCACCUUUAAGUGUGAAGUUCAUUGAGUCUCUCCCCUACCUCUAGCUCAAGCGCUGUUUGCAGGCUUCCCAUAGGCACCUGGUUGGCCACUGUGAGGACAGGAUGAAUUAGACGGCCCUUUGGCCUGACCCAACAGGGUUCUUCUCCUGUCCUUAAUAUGUGGUCCCAAAAUCAUGCUUAGAACUAUGUCUGCUGAGGUCAAACUAAGGUGUGCCUUUUAUACAAAAGUAUCAAAUUCAGUUUGCAUAAUGAGUGGGAAAUUGGGACCAUAUUAAUCAAUCCAUGUGUGGGAUUAUGUGUGCAUAUAAAGCUUUUUCUUUUCUUUUCUUAUCAGGUGAAGUUUUCUAUCGAAGUAAAUACCUCCGCAGCGACACAUACAAUUGCAAUAUUGAGGCAAACAGAAUCGUGGUGUCAGAAUUUGGAACGAUGGCUUAUCCAGAUCCAUGUAAAAAUAUAUUUGCCAAGUAAGCAAGUCUUUCUAUACACAAUGUGAUGCUCUUCCCUGCUUCCCUUUGAGGCCUAGCUCCUCAGUGCCCCUUCUCUCAGGUUCUUCAGGAGGAACCAGGGUUGCCAUCUGCCCACCCCUUGUCACCAUCCCCAUUACCUUGCAUGAGUGGGAGGGCAACCAUCUGCAUCACAGAGCCUCCUGUACUCAAGGAAACGCCCCACACAAUAUAGAACCCUGAUUUUCUAGGCUCAUAAGAAGCUGUCUUACUGAGACAGACCAUUGGUCCCUCUAGUUCAGUAUUAUCUACCACAGCUCUUUAGGGUUUUAGGCAGAGAGUCUUUCCCAGGCCUACCUGGAGAUGCUGGGGAUGGAUCCUGGGACCUUCUUCAUUGCAAAGCAGAUGCCCUGCCACUGAGCUACAGCAAGCUGCAGAUGGUCAACUUCACAACUCAUGGAGGUUGACACUAGCCUGGCUUGCACCUAAUGCUAAACUAUGGUUUAUUAAACUAUUGCUUAACAUUAUGUAAAACUGUUGUUUAUUUAUGAUGUUUACCAUUAACCAUGGUAAAUUACAUGUGAACCAGGCCACUGUUGCAGCACAGCGUUGGCACACUCGUCCCUACUCUCCCUAUUCUACUUAUUUAUGACUAUAAUGCCUCCUUACAAAGUGCUGUUUUCACAUAUACACAGACUGCUCCUUCUGUUGACUAUUAACUGCUAGCUAUAGGUUUAACGAAGGAAAUUGUUGUCCAGACUCCUUAAAAAUACCUACGUGAGAACAGGAUUCCUCUCCCACCUUCAUUGACUCAGAGGUCUCCACCUCCCUCUGCAUACAUAACAAAUGCAGGAAUUUGUUUAGUCCAAUUAACAUAACCAUAUCACUUGCAAACCCAACACUGGCAUAAAUCGGAGGGUAUGUAUGUAUGGAAUUUUGCCCAGGUCACAAUGAUUAAAUUGUAAUGCAAGCUCUGCAUACCUGUCAGAUACAAAUACUAUUUGCCACCAAUCAGCUGAGUCUACACCUCCCCUCUCUACUAUUCCACUUGUGCUGAUCAGAGGGAAACAGUUCAACAGCAAGGAAAAGGGGGCCUAGGAGGAGAGGCAGAUGGAGGAGAGGAAGUAGGCCUGGGAAGUGGCUGUGAGUUAGAGGGGGAGGCCCUUUGGGCCACAUAGAACCCUUGAGCCAGAGGUUCCUGACCCCUCCCCUAUCUUUGAUUUCAAUUACAUGUGACAUAUAAAGUAGAGUGGGGAAUGUAUGGCCCUUCAGAUGAUUUUGGAAUCCAACUCCCAUCAGCUCUAGCCAUCAUGGCAAUGGCCAAGGAUGGGAGUUGUAGUUCAAAGCACCAGGAAAGCCAGAGGCUCCUCAUUCUUGAUACCAAGGGUCACUACUUAAGCUGGGAAAUGUGUGUUUGUUUCAGCAUUACAAAGAUACCUGGGUGCUUUCCAACAUGCAUUUUGCUGAUGUUAGUAGAGGAAUGUGACAUCCUAGCUACCCAACACUCCAUUAUUCAGAAUUUUAAAAAUUUAGUAAAUACUAGCAACAUGGCAGACAGGACACACAAGAGUAUCUACUGAAUGCCGUUCUUAGCUCAACACACGUGGUGCCAUCUUUGUCAGUUUUUAGGUGCCAAGCUAAGUCCUCUGUUUACCCAGGCCUUUGGUGAACUGAUGUCGCCUCCUAUGGUGGUGCUCCUUGGUCCUUUGAUUAGCAUCUUAUGUAUAUUACAUUGCCAGUGUUUCUCAUUUUUUCUGGCCUUAUUUUGCUUCUGUGUGUUGUAUUUUUACUUUAUCAAGUCUAUUUGACACUUUUUAGUGUCAAAAUUGUCCGAUAAAUAAAAUAUAUGACACUUAAUCCACCAACAGGCCAAAUUCACAAACAUACCAUCCCUUGAGUAUUGUACAAGUGGUGCCUUGCAUGUGUGAAUGACCUAUCACAGGUGUCUUCCCCCAACCUGGUGUCUUCAAGAUGAUUUGGACAAACAACUGCACCAUCCCUGACCAUUGGCCUUGGUGGCUUGGGCUGAUGGGAAUCAUAGUCCAAAACAUCUGAGCAGCACCAGGCCGGAGCCAUAGGUAGAAUUUAGUUGCUGCCUGAAGUACCAUCCUAUUGAAUGUGGUGUAUUCACAAGUUCAGCUGCAGAUUAACACACAUUGUCUAACCAAAUAAUAUGCAUGCAUAUGUACCAAACCAGUUUUUCACAUUUUCUUGGCACUUAAAGAAGUAUCCUGGUGAAGCUGAUAGGAAAGAUUAUCACUGUGAUGCAAUUUCCCCUUCCUCCCCUUGACCACAGGGCAUUCUGUUAUUUAUCCCACACAAUACCUGAGUUCACAGACAACUGUCUCAUCAACAUAAUGAGAAAUGGUGACGAUUACUACGCUACAAGUGAGGUUAAUUUCAUUAGGAAAAUCAAUCCUCGGACUCUGGAGACCUUGGAGAAGGUAAGCAUUGGUGUCUUAUGAGUAGACCCCAUAAGGCAAAAGGCUAGAAAAUGAGAGCAAUGGUGGAGUUGGUAAAAAUACACCUCAAAUGAUAAACCACUUUGCUGCAAGGAGAUGAUUUGACAGAGGGCAUAGUUGUAAACCUAAUUCCAAAGGAACUUGUGUAGGAGACCCCACUGUGCUGGGCCACAUCUGCACUAUUGUACCACAAUCAUGGCCUCCCCCAAAGAAUCCUGGGAACUGUAGUUUGUUAAGGCUACUGAUAGUUGUUAGGAGAACCCUAUUUCCUUCACAAAGCUAUAGUUUUCGGAAUUCCCUAGGAAGAGGGAUCAGUUGUUAAACCAAUCUGAGAACAGGCAAAAGAAAGGAAGCGGGUGUUUCUCAACACAAGCUCCUUCCAGAACCAAGCUCCCAAGUCCUUUCACACAAAAAUCCACUUCAGGAUUUAUUCCAAGCGUGCCUUUUCAUCAGCCUAAAUUAGGAGGGGAAAAUAUUUUUUAGCUGUUGCUGUUGUUAGACAAAUUGAGAGUUUGAAACCCUUGCAAAUCACCCAAACAUCUACCUUGUGCCCAUCCCUGCUUCCAGUGUACCAUUCAGUGCAAUCUUAUACGUGUUUGCUGAGACGUAAGGCCAACCACAGUUUCAGUGGGACUUAAUGCCCAGGACUGGAUCCUUUCUCAACAUUUCUUUAUUCAUGUCUCAUUAUAGCACUCGGAAGACAACUAAACCUGGGAGGGGGGGAUGCCACCUCCUGGCCAGACCCUUGAUCUCUACACAUGGAUUUUAUCUUCUACACAGAGCCUAUGCAUCUACAAACUGUGUGUCCAUAUACUCUGUGUACAAGAGCUGUUCAAUGCAUAGAUGUCGGGACUGGAGCUAGCAAACAUGAUUCAGCUCUACCACUGAGUCCCGGCAUUGAUUAUCAUCAUACUUAAUUGUCCUCAUAAAUCUUACAGCCUUGGCCAAUGCAGAUGAAUCUGUCAGAUGUAAUUAGGUUUAGUGGAUCCUACCACAGUGGGGUGCAGUUGUCUUUUUGCAUGAAUUAUACUUUGGAUUAGAUAAAGUGAGCCUUCCAUAUCAUCCUAUAAUUCAGUCAUGCAGCCAUCAGUGGUCACCGUCAGAUGGCUUGUUUAUGGAGCAUCCAUCUUGAUUCAUUUGUGGGCAUGUUUUAUGAUGCCCCACCUGGCAAUUGUUGCCCCACACUUUCCAGGGCACUUUUCUAUCCCUUUCAUUGCUGCAAAAAGUUCAUCUUUACAAUAGUGAGUUUGUUGCCAGUUUGUGACUGAACCUCAUGCACCAAAAUAGUGACGGUCUGGACAGAACCCUUGUGGCCCACUGCCAUUUUAAUCUUUUAAAGUCCCUUCGAUUCUAGUACUCUUAAACUUGCAGGAUCUGAAUGAAGUAUAAUUCUGAACUAAUGCUUUAGUCUGGGGUGGGCAACCUUAUCUCUUCUGCAUUCCCUUGGGGGCCAAAUGUCUGGUGCUGUAGCUAGCAUUGGAUGAGGCCAGAGCCCAAAUUGGAUGGGCCAUUCCUUCUCUCUCCCCACCCGUCCCACCUUUCUCCCCAUCCUUUCCUCUUGCAUGAAAUUAAGCUAAAGGCCACAGGUUAAAUACCACAGUUUUAGUCUUUGCUCUUCCUGGUGAAUUGCCCAACAGAAUCCUUGGCAAGGGUAGCCGUAGGUUCAGUGGAGGCUGGUGCUCAUUAGGAUUGGUAGGACAGAAAGCAAGGAGGCAAACAGUAGGUGGAGCCAAAGCCAAUGUUAGCAGAGCUAAUAUAUUCCUCCUGAGUUCUACAAGGGCAACGCUGAGGCUAAGGAAGAGGAAGGCAGCAGCCAGUGCCACCCUCUGAACUGUUAGUUAAGUAGGAAGGGAGGCAGGUGGGAGUUGCAUGCGGGUAGACGUGAGUCUGGUGGGGCACUGUUCUGUUUGCCCUAAUGGACCAGCCUCCCCUGAACAGAUUCCUUAGCAAAGGUGCCAGCACUUUCUGGGAUGUGAAUUAUGAUCAUUAACACAUCCCAUCAUCCUUCUGUCUUCUUUUGCUGUCCUGCGGUAGGUUGACUACACCAAGUACGUGGCCAUCAAUCUGUCAACAUCCCAUCCCCAUUAUGACAGUGCUGGAAAUGUUCUCAAUAUGGGUACCUCCAUUGUGGAUAAGGGGAAGACAAAAUAUGUUAUCUUUAAGAUCCCUUCUUCAGCACCAGGUAAGAGGCACAGGGAGCUGGCAUCUCUGAGCUCCUUAUUAAUGUGAAAUAAAGCAGGAUCAGGUGGAUUUGUACAACACGUUGUGCUUGGAGAACACCUGGGGCACUUCCUUUCCUAACAGAAAUAGCAUCUUUGCGGGGGGGGGGCAUUUUAACCAGGAUCAUAGCAAGGGAACAACCAUGUUGUAUGGGUAGGUGGUCUAUGAAUAAAAAAAAAGACCACGUGUAAAUGAGCAAGGUGUGGGGGGGUGUGUGUAGGGAAUGAUGAAUUUGAAUCUGCAUUUUAAUGGGAAACUACCUAAUGUGCACUUCUCAAACCAAGCCAUCCUUAAGAAUUCACACUUUAUUGAAUUUUGCAGUGCAGUUCUGCAGCUGUUAUGUGUACAAAAAUGCAUGUGCUCGAUCAAGUGUGCAUAAAAAUGCAUACUAUUGUGAAAAUAGCAUGCAAAAUUGAACUUAAGACUGGGGGGAAAUAAGAAACUGAGAGAAACCAAAAUUGAUGGAUUUGUUCCUUCCCUACUAAAGGGUUGUUUUCCUGGCCCCCUCCCCUCCUAAAUUCACGCUUGAAAGAAAACUUCUGUAGCUGAUAGAAAGCAUUAUUCAAGUCUCAUUAUGGCAGGGGGUACGGUUGUAAGGGAAGAACUGGUGUGGCAGUUCUCUGGUUUGCAGAAGAGCUCACAGGCCCCAAAAUGUUGACAACCCUCGGUGUAUGUGUUCUUUUAUUUAUUUAUUUAGCAAGCGAAAAGAGGAAAAAGAAGUCUUGCCUGAAACACCUGGAAGUCAUGUGUUCCAUCCCCUCUCGCUCCCUGCUCCACCCAAGCUAUUACCACAGCUUCGGCCUUUCGGAAAAUUACAUCCUCUUUAUAGAGCAGCCCUUCAAACUGGAUAUACUCAAGAUGGCAACAGCCUACAUCAGAGGGGUGAACUGGGCCUCUUGCCUCGUGUUCCAUAAGGAUGACAAGGUAUAUAUAUAUAUACCGUUCCCCAACCCCCUCCUUUCUUGCUGAGUACAGCAGUAGUGAAUUUUCUGUAACUGCCUAUUAGUUUUAUACAGCUCCCUUACUCCAUCCAACAUAUUAUUUGUUAUUAGCAUGGACAUUUCUUUUGGAAUGCCGCACCUCACAUUAAAUUGCAGGUGCCAAAGCCCAUAUUUUCCUGAGAACAUGGCUAAGCAACAAUUUGCAGGCUGUUUGCUUAUGUGAGUUUUCUUGAUGGGAUGACUCGGAAAUCAAUAAACCCCUGGAAGUACAUUCGCGCAGUCUUGGCUGUCACCUCUGCAGUUUAAGGUGGUCACAUCUGCAUGUUGUUUAACUAACAUUUGGAAGUUUAUUUCCUUGCAUUGGAUUCCAUUAUUUUAUUUUAAAAAUUAUAUAUCCAGAGCCGGUAACAACAUAAAAAGCCCAACACUGACUAAAACAGCCUUUCCUCACCUGAUGUUCUUCAGAUGUUUUAGACCACAACUUAGGAUGGAGAAGAGAUUUGAUUCUGUUUGCAUUUUAAUGGGAAGCCAGCUAAUUUGCACUCUGCAAACCAAUAUAUGAACUGAAACACAAUUAACCUUCAAAAUGCACAUAUCUAUGAAUUUUGCAAUGCGGUUCUCCAACCCAGUAAUGUUUUUUUUAAAAAAUGCAUAUAUUUGCAGGAAAGUGUGCAAUUUAAAAUGCACAUUUUCAUGAAAAUAGCAAAAAAGGCAUUAUAUAUUUUCUGAACUGCAUUCAAAAAUGUGUAUAUUACCAGAAAAAGCAGAUAUGCUGAUGAGUUUUCAUGAGGAUUAAAAUAAAAAUUACAAGCUGCUGAGGACAUGCAGAGAAGUGAAUUUAAGACUGGAACAAUGAGAAGUUGAGUUAAGCUGAAAUGGACACUUUCAUCCAUCCCUAACUGUAGUUCCAGUCAGCCCCAGUCAAGACUUGAUGUCAUUGGCAUUAAAAUGUCGGCUUGUAUUCCACUCCUCCCGUUAAUCUGGCAUUAUUCUUCAUGGGUUAAAACUCUGACUUAGCCAUUGAGCUCAUUGGAUGACCUUGGGCCUGUCACAGUCUGUCAGCCUAGCCUACCCUACAACAUGAGGACAGAGCAGGGAGGGGAGAACAAUAUACGAAUCUUCAGCUUCUUGGAGGAAAGAUGGAAUAUAAAUGUAAUAAAUAAAUAAAAAACUAUUGAGAUUUAUAUGCUGCCUUUCAAACAGCAGAACCAGGUUGGGUUAGAACAGCAGAUAACAUAAAAUAAAAUACAAUCCAUAUACAGUUUUUAAAGCAAAGUAUCUAAAAUGAAAAUGCAGAAUUAUUCAGUCUGAUUGAGUAAUGUAAUUUCCAUCUUUAUGACAGCAACAUUCUUAACCAGAAGUUGUGUUGCCAUUUUGUAGACCUGGAUCCACCUUAUUGACAAAAGGACCAAGAAACCUGUGUCUGCCAAGUUUUACACGGAUGCCAUGGUCCUCUUUCACCACGUGAAUGCUUACGAGGAGGAGGACCAUGUGGUUUUCGACAUCAUCUCCUAUAAAGACAAUAGCUUGUACCAGAUGUUUUAUUUAAAAAACCUGGACGGUAACUUUGAAAACAACACCAAACUCAAUUCUAUACCAACCUGCAAGCGAUUUGUGAUUCCUCUGCAAUAUGACAAGGUAUCUUUUGGUUCUGAUUCACAUAGCAAUGGUGUACACAUCAUCUACAUGCAUAAGAACAGAGAGGGCAAGUUUUGUCAAGGCAAUGCAAUGCAAACUUACAUGUUGCAAAAUACAAACUUACAUGUUGGAUCGUUUGAGUAGGGACAUUUCCAGACUAUUGCUAUUUUGGGAUGGGAUUCAAUCGCAUACAGUGAAAUUCAGAUUGCAAAAUCAAAGUUGUUUUGGAGUUCUUGCACAACAAAUUCACAUUUUACAAUAAGCAAAGUGAUGGGAAAAUGCAUCUUUGCUUGACACAUCAUCUGACCUCUCUGCAAAGAAAUCAGGAUGAAUGCUCAAUAAACAGGUUAUCUGGAUGCAACCUUAGAUAACAGUACUCUUCUAGAAUGUCAUGUUUCCAGAGGAACAGUCUUAUAUAAAAGUUUCUGGUGCUCCCUGCAAUGUCUUCUGCUGCUUACAUGGAAACUCGCUAUAAGCUGAAUUAAUGGUAGCACACACACACAAAAAUUCUGAUGAGGCCUGGGGCACUGCAGAGAGUAGUGACAAACUUCUCCAGCCAGGCCACACCUCUGAAUCAGCUAUCUAGGAGCUGGGCUCUGCGCCAUAGCUAUUUCUCUUAAAGGGGCAGCAUUCCUGAUAUAGCUGAUAAUGCAUACAUUACGCUUCCUCCCCAAAUCAUUGGUAGUUAAGACCUGGUAGGGCCAGGCCAACAAUUAGUCAGAGUGAGGUGACUAUUUCAGGCAGCAUAUGCUGGGAGGCAGUUGCUGGUCCUCAGUUAUUCCUCCCUGACCAUACCCUUCUGUUGGAGAAGAGAGCUGUGUGUCAUAAAGCUUGCCCUCCACCCCGCUUAUCUCCCUCCAGGGCAGAGCAGUGCCCGGUUGCUAGUACUGAAAUAGAAUUCGCUGCUAUAUGUGGAAUGGGUGCAUGUGUGAACCAUGCUGUCCUUUGCCUCAGGCAACAAAAUUUAUUGGGCCGGCCUUGAGAUCUGGGCUCUGUGGGUGAAUCAUUGAGAUGGUAUGCAUUUCCUUCCACAAUCUCCAGCUGACCCAGCUUGUUUUCUGGGUCAGCCAAAAGAAAACAUUGUCAGAAGCACGUUGCCUUCUGAAUGACCUGGGCACAACCCAGGUAAGCCAAAUAAUGAAAUUAAUUCAUUGCAUUAUUUACUUGUACUGCGCAAUGUGUUUGUAUAAUUCUGGCAGCCAUGUUUUGGCUGAUCUAUGCGGAAAUCACACAUAUAUCCACACACCCAUCAGCCCAACUUGGGAGAAUAUCUUUUCCCCAUGCAGUCUCUCUUGCCUGACUUUCUCUCCCACAAAAUCCUAACUCCACUCUUUCCCACUCCCUCCUGCCCCAGGUCCCACUUGCCAGGUCUCAACACCAUAAGCACCAAACUAGGAACAUACUAUCCAUGACAUUCAUAGCUACAUGAACCGUUUUUUAAAAGUGAACUGCAGGUGCAGGGAGGGGUGGAUCAAGAAGGGAAGAGAGCACCCCACCAUCCCUGGAACCGGAUCCACUGGGGUUAAUGAGACAUUGACCUUCUAAUUUCAGACUACCCUCAGCCAACCCCUAUAUGCCUGCCUUCUUACUUGUGCACAGUCCACUUCCUAGCAGCUUACUCUGAGGUGCCCCUUGUAGAAUUCAGCAGGGAGGAGGAUGGGGACAAAACUAGACUUAGUUGGCUCUGCCUUUCAUUGGCUCUGGCUCCACCUACUGCUGGCUUCCUUCUCUGUUGAUCUACCUGUCCCAAUGGGCAACAGUCAUCACUGAACAUCAUUGCAUGUUCAGAAGCUGACCGGAAUGGUAGUUCAACCUUACUCCAACAUUAGCAAUGGGACAAUGUCCGCCACAGUGCUUAAGGGCAGCAGCCUAGUUGAGAAGGUGCAAAAUGUGACCCACAUUGCUCCAUCUCCCAAUGGAGGCAGAUGGCUGGAAGAAGGGGCCUCUGGAAGGAUAGAUGGCGUCUGUUGCCACUCAGCAUCCACCACCUGAGGCAGCUGCCUUGCCCUGUUUAACAGGGCCGGUCCAUUGUGCCACAUUUUCUUUCAAUGUCACAUCCAUACCAUACAUUUAAAGCACAUUAUUCCUCCCCCCAAUCCUGGCAACUGUAGUUUGUUAAAAAUGCUGGAAAUUGUAGCUACAUGAGGGGUAGACUACAGUUCUCAGGUUUCUUUGGGGGAAGCCAUGUGCUUUCAAUGUUAUAGUAUGGAUGUGACCCUUCUCUACUUUGCUUGAGAAUUACAUUUUCUGAGAGGUCACCCGGCUGCAUUGCACACCGCAACUAAAUACACCAGAAAACAGAUUUAUUUUUAAAAACAUGAGUUUAAGUGAAUGCAAUGUGAGGUAUGUUCAUGAAAAAACUGUCCAUUAUUUCUAAAUUGUUUAUUAGAUCCCAUUUGUAUAAGAAUUAGGAGAGGGAAUAAGAUCACAUUUUGAUUAAUUCUAAGGUAACUUGAAAUGUAUUUCUUCAUGUUUCUGAAGAGUGGGGAGUGGGGCACCGGCAUGGGAGUGGCUUGUGCAUAACAAAUGCACAUGUGUCUGUUUAGCUGCAUGUAUAUGUGCUGGGGACCCUCAGUGGGCUGUGGCAGCCAAGGGCAGCUGCAACAUCUAUUACAUGUGCCUGUGCAUCUGAAUAGCAAAGUAAAUACCGAUGGUGUAAUACUACAUAGCGUUUAUUAUAGUACUUGAGGGAGUGCAAAACACUUCACCAAAAUUUAUCAGCAUUUAUUAUCGCCAGGAUCAAACUGCAUGUUGCGUGGCGGUUGCAAGACCGGAAUGCCCUGCAAUUUUCUGUUUCUUUGUUUCUUAAAAAGUAUCUGGAGGCAGGGGUUAAUUGGAUUGAGGUGGGAGUAGAGAAGUCUAACCCUUUGCCUCUGAGCUGGUUUCCUGUAUUAAAUCCCCUCCCACUGAAGCUGUACACAAACGUGUACGUUUUCCUCUAUGUAGCUAGUACCAAUUUCAUCAGAACAUAGGAAGCUGUCCUAUUCAGUAUAAAUCAGGCCAUUGAACCAUCUAGCUCAGUUCUGUCUACAUUGGCUGACAGUAUCUCUCCAGGAUUUCAGAUGGGAGACAUUCUCAGCCUACCAGGAGAUGUCAAGGAUUGAACCUGGGACCUUCUGCAUACAAAGCUGACACCUUACUCCUGAGCUACAGCACUUCCUCUUUUAAGCAAGAGGAGGAGUCAGAUUAGGGCCGAAGUCGGAGAACAAAGAUUUAGACCAGGAGUGGCAAACCUGUAGUCCUCAGGCCACACCCAGGCCCCUGCAAGUUAUUUUGUGGGGCUCCCAAGACCCAAUUGCAGAGCUCCGAAAUACUAUGUAACAUAGCUUUCAAAACACCCCUGUAAGGUCAACCAGCAUUAUUAUCAAAUUGUAGGUGGAGAGAUAUAAGAGAUGAUGGUGCAGUUUGGUAAUUUUAGACUCAGGGUUUAAUGGCCCUAUUACGACCCCACUUUAGAUGUUGAUACAGCAUCUGCCUUGCACACAGAAAGGUUCAGGUCAACCCCAAGAAUCUUCAGGCAGUGUUAGGAAUGUCCCCUUUCUGAGGCACUGCCAGUUUAGAUGUCUAGAUGGGCCUGACAUCAUAUAAGACAGCUUUCUAUGUUUCUAUUCUGCUUUCUUUAAAAUGUACGAAGCCACCCAAGCUGGGUUUUGAGACCCUCGUGCUCUUUCUACUGAGUGGAGCCCUGGAUUUCUCCCCACCCCCCACCCCAGUGGCACCACUUGAGGUCACUGAGUGAGUUCACAGCUGCAGUGAGGUUUGCCCUGGGGACUUCCCAGUUCACAGUCUUAACUGCCAGCUCUCAUGGUGACAUAAACAUGAUUUCCAACAGGGAAGUGGUACCUGUGUCAAGAAUCCCAUCACAUUUGAAGCAGUCCUGAAACUGCCUUGUCUUUAUUACAUUGUUGUUUUGUAGGGAUAACUCAUUCUGCCCAUCAACCUGUCUGACAAGUUUUGGCCUGCCACACUGUGGAAUGGCUGAGACAGUGUUCCUUGCUACGCCUUUGAAACAGGGUUAUACUAAUGCUAUGAAAACACAGCUCUGUACUAAUAACUGAGAUUGCAUCAGUUGUUGCCCUUGAUAUUUUUCUUCCUUCCUGAUCUGUAAAGAAUGAAAGGCAGGGGGCGGGGGGGGGUUGGCCAAAGUGAACUGUUUUUAGUAUUUUCCCUUAAAAAUCUGCAUAGCAAAUCUUAAUGCCUUCAAAUCUUUUAUACAAUGGCGAGUGGAUCUUGCAGCACAGUCUUGAUGUAUUAUCAUCUCUCAAUAAGUAUGCUCUUGUUCAGAGUGCUGUCUAGCCAGCCAGGGCCUGCCCUCCAGCAAGCCAUUCCAUCUCCAUCCCAGACCCAAUUUCAUCAUCAUUACUAUUAUUUAUUUAUUAUUAUUAUUAUUAUUAUGUCACUUAUCUUGCCUAGGACAACCCAAAGCAACUUACAACCAACCAGACAAUAAACCCCACAUAGGUACAUUAAAACCAAAAAGGAAAGAGAAAUACAUUAAAAACAUCCCACCCACUUAAAUAGUUAAAGGCCAAAGGUCUGUUUAUAGAGGAAAGGUUUUGCCUGGCACCUAAAGAUGUAUAAUAAUGGUGCCAGACAAGCCUCCCUGGGGAGAGCAUUCCACAAAUGGGGAGCCACUGCAGAAAAGGCCCUUUCUUGUGUUGCCACUCUCUUGGGGAGGGGGCACAUGAAGAAGGGCUUCAGAUGAUGAGUGUAGGGUUCAGGUCAGUUUAUAUUCUCUUUUUCAGGUGACACUCAGCAUUCCAUGGUUACUGUGCAUGCUCAGUCCUCUUUGGGUUUACUAAAAAAUAACCCAUCUCUGUGUUUGAAAUUGGCCUCGUUGCAGCGAAGUUGCUUCUCAUCCCAAUUCAUAAUUUUGUGAGCUGUUUUAUACUAUGAAAUACAUCCUAGUGCAAAUUUUACAAGCUUCCUUGGUUCCUCUGUAUUCAUUUGGCACUGGAAAUGCACCCUUUGCACUAUGUCUUUCUUUCAGGAGGCAGACGUAGGCUCGAAUUUGGUCCAGCUCCCAUCCACCACUGCAACUGCAGUGAAGGAAAAAGAUGGAAGCAUCUACUGUCAGCCUGAAUUACUAUAUGAAGGUGAGGGGCCAUUGUUUAGGCAGUGGGGAGGGAGACACAUUGCAUCUUCUAAGUCUCAUAAUUUCUAUUAAGGGAUGUAUAAUAUAUGACUGCGCUUGAAAAUAUUCCACCACCUUCCUUGUGAAAUGCCCAUUGAAAUGAUUAGCGUCCUUAUAGGACAGGGCUAGCUAACGUGGUGCCCUUCCAUUAGUUCCAGCCAGCAUGGCCAAAUGCCAUGGAAAAUAGCUUUUGGAGUCCAACAACAUUUUGAGGAUGCCAUGUUGAUACCCAUGCUCUAGGAACUUGACUCCAGACAUGACCAGCUCCCAGAGGGAUUACACAGGAAGACAGUCUUACUGUAUUCAGUACUAUAGUCUCUUUAAAUAUAUUUACCCGUAUAUCAGCAGUGAUUCUGUUUUCCUCUUGUUGUUUAUGAGUACAAAUUGUUCUACUUCCCUUGCAGGAAUAGAGCUGCCUCGCAUCAAUUAUGACUACAAUGGCAAAAAGUACAGAUAUAUCUAUGCCACAGAGGUUAAAUGGAGUCCAGUUCCCACACAGGUAUGCUGUCUAAAAGCACACUUCCUCUUAUAACAUGUCAUUGUGCAAUGCCAAUAAACAUUAGACUUUAUUACAGUGGUACCUCAGGUUAAGUACUUAAUUCGUUCCGGAGGUCCGUUCUUAACCUGAAACUGUUCUUAACCUGAAGCACCACUUUAGCUAAUGGGGCCUCCUGCUGCUGCCGCGCCGCCGGAGCCCAAUUUCUGUUCUUAUCCUGAAGCAAAGUUCUUAACCUGAAGCACUAUUUCUGGGUUAGCGGAGUGUGUAACCAGAAGCAUAUGUAACCUGAGGUACCACUGUAUUUAAACAAGAUUUGUUUAAAGCCAAGGCUACCUUUCCUCUGACCUACAACUUCGCAAGAUACUCCAAUUGCCAUUUGCAGGCCAGGGAGCUAAGUACAAGCAGGGCUGUGUUUGAAAUAAGCUGCCUAAGGAGGAGGUGACAUCUCCUUCCUUUCCGGUACUCCACAGAAGCGCUUUUGAUUCAAGGUGGGGAACCUGUGGCCCUUCAGAUUUUGGAGUCCAGCUCCCAUCAGCCCCAGAAAGCAUGGUCAUUGGUCAGGGAUGAUGAGAGCUGUAGUCCAACAACAUCUGGAAGGCCACAGGUCCCCCACCCUUGCUUUAGAUGCUUCACUGAAUCACGUCCGUUUCUAUUGUCCGUGGCCUAUUUUCUUUCUCUUAUAAUUGAUGAUGCCACCUAACACAAUUAUAUGCAUAGAUCACAGCUUUAGCAACAGCCAAAGGGCCCUGAAUUAAAUUUGCUUGACAUGCAUGUUUUGUUAACCCUUAAUUAAGGCCGUUGCUUCUUCCUGAGUUAAGGUCAAGGAGGACAAUAGGGUGAAAACAGAGCUGAGAAGAAACUUCCUUUCAUAGCUGUCAACUUACAGAUUUGAAAAUAAGGGACCAGCAGCCAAAAUAAGGGACCUGCAGCCUCACCUGUUCCAGGCACUCCAGUCUUCCUGUCCUCCUGCAGUCUGGUCAAACUCAUGCUGGUAGCUUCGAGAACACUGUCCAACCAACUUUGUUAACCAGAGGUUCAACUGAAUAGAAUCUGAAUCACAUGCACCACAAGGCCUAUCCAGCCUCAGCUUAAGAUGGCUCCCUGGCUUGGCUUUGCACUGCAAAGUUUGCAGCAGCACGUGCAACAAAAUGGCGUCCAGCAUUCAAAAAACCCCUCAGCUUGCAUUAACUAGCCACACACAAGGCAUGCAAGCUCCACCCCCCAGUCGUUCUUAGACUUCUUAUUGGGUGAGCAACACAGCCAAGCAACACAGUUGGAGUCUCCCUCCUCUCUGGCCGGCAGGGGGGGAGGGAGAGGAGCUGCUUCCUUUGAAAUUUAAGGGACAUCAUUUAAGGGACAUUUAAGGGACCCAUCAAUAAGGGACAGUAGCAGGACAUGGCGCUGGAAUAAGGGACUGUCCCUUCAAAUAAGGGACACUUGACAGCUAUGCUUCCUUUUUCAGCAGCAAAUCUGACCCAGAGUUCAAAGGUUUUCCAAGUUAUUUUGGCAACUCUGGAAAGUUGCAUGAAAUGUGACUUUCAUUCCAUAAUUAUUGAUCAAGCCAGAGAUACGGAAGUGGGACCAUGAAGUAAUAUCCAUAUGUCAGGACCAUAUCCUGUAUUCUAGACUCCAUCUUAGCAUUGCCAUAUUUCAAAAAGUACGAACCAGGACGCCCCCAAAAUUGUUGAGCUUUUUUAGACAAACCCCAAAGUUGUUGAGCUUUUUUUUUUUUAAAUGCAAUUUUUCAAUUGACUUGCCUAAGAUCCAGGACAAAGUUCUGCCUUUCGGAAAUUCCUCCCAAACAUCAGUUCUGCCUUUGAAAUCCCAGUAAUGUCCGGGAAAAUCCAGAUAUAUGGCAGCCGUACUCUGUCUACAUAUAAUAUCUAGGGAUGGGCAAAUUUGUCAAUUUCCAUUUCUCUCAGUUUCCCAUUUUUCCAAUCUUAAAUUCAGUUCCCCACAUUUACAACUCAAUUUUCAAUUGUGAGUGUAUUUUUAAAGUCCUCAUGAAAAUUCAUCAGCAUUUUAGUUCAAAUUUUGUCUAAUUGACACGUUAUAUGCAAUUUUGCCUUAAUAAAAAUAAUACACACAUUUUGGGGAAGCAGUUUCCCCAAAUAUAAUGCAUUUUUGUAUGUAAUAUAUGCAAUUUCAUGCACACUUUACCCCAGUAUGUGCAUUUUUGUACAUAUUACUUGGCUUGAGAACUGCACUGCAAAAUUCAGAAAAGUACAAACUUUGAAGAAUGCUUAUGUUUCAGUUCAUGCAUUGCUUCAGGAAGUGCAAAUUAGGUAGGUUCACUUUUGAAUGUGAAUCUGAAUCAAUCGCAAUAUUUCUACACAUAAUAAUAAUAAUAAUAAUAAUAAUAAUUAAUGGGGAUGUUGGACAGAAAAGUUAAAUGAGUAUGUUGUUUGAUUUUUUGUUACAAUCGUAAUUUUAAUCUCACCUUUCAGGAUAUAAAUCUUUCCAAGGUGACUCACAAUGAAAUAUUAAAACAAUAAUAAAUAUAUUUAAAGAAACUAUAUGAUUUUAUUUACUACUUGUAUAUACCCCAUUUCUGCUCAGGGUGGGUCACAGUUUAAAAUCAUGACUUAUAAUCUAAUAAACACAAUAUAAAUAAAAAUGGGGAAAAGAAAGAGCAAAAUACAUGAGCUGGGAGGGGAGGAACAAAAUGGUAGUAGCUUCCAGCCAGGCCAACUCAUAAGUCGUUGCUGUCUCGCGUCUCCCUCAGAUGUCCCUGGACACGUUGAAGGGGAUGAGGAUUUGCUGCAGCACCCCUCCCUCUGAGUCAGGCAGUUGGAAUGGGGAUUAAUUUUAUUUUGGGGAGGCAUGCAAAUCUAAAUCAGGAAAAUAUUUGAAGAAUUCUAUCAUAAGAAUGCAUUUCCCCUCUUCUUUGUUCACCUAGGUAGUUAAAGUUGACACUCUGACGAAGACGGCACUUCACUGGGAGGAAGAACAUUGCUGGCCAGCUGAACCAAUCUUUGUUCCUAGUCCUAAUGCCAAAGAGGAAGAUGAUGGUAAAUCACAUCAUGGUUCUAAUGAGGGAAAGUGUGAAGAUUUGCGAAAGUUAAGACCCAUUUUAAAGGGAAUGGGAUUUCAUUAGUCGCAAAAAACAAUAUUUUUAUUUAAAGUCUUUCUCUUUCACAAAUAGAACAGGCUUUAAGAAGCUGCUUUUACCAAGAAUGGAGGCAAACAGUUUUUUAAAAGGGAUUUGAAGGUAGCAUAAUACAGGCCUUGUUUACCUUACUGUGAUGUAGAUGCUCAUUUAUUAUCCUGCUGCUGUCUCUGGUCAAACAAGUUUGGGAGGCUUUGGGAGUAUUACAGAAACCUGCAAAACCAGUGACUAGACAGCCAGCUUUCUCUCUCCCUUUCUAUCGCUCUGGUUUUGUUGUGGGAGAAGAAACUGCUCAAAUUCUGCUGGAAUCACAAAUGCAUACAUACAUCAUUUUAUCGGUAUGCUGCCUUUUUAUAGUUAAGACCAUGCUCAAGGCAGCUUACAACAUUUAAAAAAAUAUUACAAAUAUAACAAAGGUAAAGUAAAGGUAAAGGGAACCCUGACCAUUAGGUCCAGUCAUGACCGACUCUGGGGUUGCGGCGCUCAUCUCGCGUUGUUGGCCGAGGGACCCGGCGUACAGCUUCCGGGUCAUGUGGCCAACCUGACUAAGCCGCUUCUGGCGAAUCAGAGCAGCGCAUGGAAACGCCAUUUACCUUCCUGCCGGAGCGGUACCUAUUUAUUUACUUGCGCUUUGACAUGCUUUCAAACUGCUAGGUUGGCAGGAGCAGGGACCAAGCAACGGGAGCUCACCCCGUUGCGGGGAUUCGAACCACCGACCUUUUGAUCGGCAAGUCCUAGGCUCUGUGGUUUAACCCACAGCACCACCCGUGUCCCUAUAACAAAGGUAGUCAUAAACAAUAAAUAAAACACAUCAAAAAGUACACAACCAAACUGAAAUAAUUUCCACAUAAAUCCUAAGAUCUAAAAAUAAAGCUACUAAAAAAAAAUAAUCAAUAACAGCAACAACCCCCUGCCAAACAAGAAACCACUAAACACAACCCCAACUCAAGAGCCAGUCAGAUUUAUUUGUUAAAAUAUGUUGGUCAUCGUGCCAAAAGUACAAACUGUAUGAAGGUUUAGUGCAGAUAGGACCUGGUAUUCAGAGACAUGUUGCCUCAGAUCCUGGAAGCAGUAUAUAACCAACAUGAUGAGUAGCCACCAACUCUUAGGUGCAGGAGAGGAAAUCUUCCAAUCUUGCAAGUUAGUGAGUGUCCAGAAUCUCAGGCAGAUGGAUUUACCUGAUAUUCUUUCAAAAUGGAAGUGUUGAAUUUAUGAGCAGUUACUAAGGUACUGGAGUAGGUACUAAGAUACCUACUCCAAAUGGAGAACUGGAUUUUUAAUGACUAGAUUGGCACAUGUCAUCCUUCCAUAAUAGCCCCUAAACCUUGUUUGUAUCACCAGUAGAAAUUUCUCGACAAUGCAACUCACUUAUCCACUGACAAUGCACAACUCAGAACAAAGCAAAGCUACAUUUCGCCUUGACAGGCACAGAGGCGUGUACAAUGGAUCUUUCAUGCAGCCUAUUGGAAUGGCUUAUCAUCAAAGGGCCUCGUCUUAAACUGUGUAAUAGUCCUGGAGAUUAAGGCUGUUUUGUCUAAGCUAAACAGCAGAGUCAGCAAACACAAUAGCAGUUGUUUCAUCACACUCUGCCAGUUCUGUUUUGGAAGAACUGCAGAUAGGAGCAAGACAUAGAUAUAUGCUAUAAGUAACUAAGGCUGUUAACUAGUUGAAUAUAUUUUAAUUGACAAUAUCUGCCUUUUAAUUAUAUAUUCAUUUAACUGAUUACAUGUAAAUAUUUGAAAACCAACAAAACCUCAACAUAGGAGCUUUGGAGAUGUUUAAUAAACAAAAGUUCCUGCUCAAGAUUAUAAGGAAAAGUCAUAGUUAAUAGUUUCUCUACUUAUUUCAGUAACUUCAGUUUUCAAGCAAAAUACUGCAGGUGAUCCUUGGAAGCUUAUCAGGGUGAACAGUCCCUGGAAUGUGCUGGAAUGUGCAAGGGGUUCUUUGCCAGACAAAGUGCCCCUGAAGCUAGAGAGUUUGAAAACCACUACAGUAACUAAUAAUAAUAAUAAUAAUAAUAAUAAUAAUGUGUGCCAUUAACUUUGCAUGGGUUCAAAUCUCCUAAGUAAUAUUAUAAAGUAUUAUUAUUAUUAUUAUUAUUAUUAUUAUUAUUAAUAAUAAUAAUUCAAUUUCUUUCCUACCCUUCACAAUAAUGUCCCAGGAUGCAACUCUUUGGAUUUAAACUUUGCAGGCUUGUCGAUGACUCACUUAGUCCAUGGCAUGUUGGCUAAUGUAGUCUGAAAACAAGUCUCUAUAAUCUGGGCUACAUUCCUGCUUAAGUGAGUGCUCAGCAUUUGCACACAUGUUGAGAAACCAUUCCAAGAAGCUGCAUGGAACCAUUAUAUACUUGCGGUAAUGCUGACUUAAUUGGGAAUCUUGACAUCCACACAUUGCGGCUUUUGACACAUGUCACUUUCCUUUGUCAACUGUCCCCAUUGCAUUUAUUUAUCACGUGUGCCCUGCACAUCUUUCAAGAAGCUCAGGGUGAUGUAUUUGGCUUUCUCCCAUUUUAUCAACAUAAUAACAGCUCUGUGAUAUGUUAGGCUAAGGGACAACAAUAAUGAUACAUAGGAUUUAAUUUUUAAAAUCUUUUUAGUUUAUAUCAACACAACAAACACAGCUAUAACAGAAAAAGAAGCUGCCUUACACCCCUUUCCCAUCUCCCUCAGGGCUGUCUACUGUGACUGGCAGCAGAUCUCCAGAGUCUUAGGAAAAGAGGGGUCUUCCCAGUCACCUGCUCUCUUUUUAUGAUAGCCAGUGUGGUAUAGUGGUUAAGAGCGGUAGAUUCGUAAUCUGGGGAACUGGGUUUGCGUCUCCGUUCCUCCGCAUGCAGCUGCUGGGUGACCUUGGGCCAGUCACACUUCUCUGAAGUCUCUCAGCCCCACUCACCUCACAGAGUGUUUGUUGUGGGGGAGGAAGGGAAAGGAGAAUGUUAGCCGCUUUGAGACUCCUUAAAGGGAGUGAAAGGCGGGAUAUCAAAUCCAAACUCUUUAACUGGAGAUACCAGGAGCUGAACAUACAGGCUUUUGCAUCCAAAGAAGGUGCUCUACCACUCUCCAGUUUCUUUACUUGGGGAGUAUGUUUUUAUUGUAAUUUUAUAAUACGGAAAUCAUACAGGCAUGCUACAUAUAAGAAAAACAAACAAGAGAGUACCAGUGAGGAAAACAAUGCAGGGCAUAUAAAUCAUAUCAAAGAAGCAUUUGCAUUCUCAAGUGUUAACAUUACAUACUCCAUUAAAGUAAUCAUUCAGAUUUUUCCAUCAAAUAACAGUUAGCUUGUUUCCAGUUAAUUCUUUUGCUUUUUAAGCGGCCAGCAGGCUAUUUCUUCCAUGCAGCAACAGUGCUUUCUUUUUCUUUGCAGUUUAGUGGGAAACUAUUAACUCCCUGUGCCAGGGCAAGCUCCAAAAGUUAAGCAUAAAUUAAUAUCCAUUCCAUGCCCCCACUGCCCCAUCUUCUAAAAAAAGAAGAAGCCAUAUUUCAGGAAAAUCUGUUUUAGCAUAGAUUCUGUUGCAACUUUAGGUAUCAUCUUGUCACCCAUCGUAACGUCAGAUCCCCAGAAACCACCUUUCCUGCUGAUACUGGAUGCCAAAACGUUCAAGGAAAUGGCUCGGGCCACGGUCAAGACAGAUCUGCACCUGGACUUACAUGGUCUCUUCAUACCUAAGAAAGAUUUGAAAGUGGAGCCUGAGGCAGAUUUGGACAACGAACACGAAUAAAGUAGACUGUUUCCUGCUAUAAUCCGAACAUUAAGUCUUGCUGCACACUGCUGAAAAAUUUGCUGUGAUACUCCAGUCCUCAGCACAUGCACCUGUAUAUUUACCUGCAAUGCUGGACUAAUGGCCUGGUUCUUGGCAUAUGGUGCAAGCUGUCUGCAGUAUUUUCUGGGUGCUUUUGCCAAGCUUUGCAAGAUGUCUGUGCAAUGAACAUACGACUUAGCUGCUUGAACAAAGUGUGUUUACAAUGUGGUGUGUGCAACAUGAAUCACACUUUCCAAAGUUUGAAAUCUUCAAGGAUUGUGCUCAGAACAUAAUUAGAAGGAAACCCUUGAUAAUCUGAGUUUGUCAGAAAUUCUGGUGUUUAAUCGCAAUUCACUUGAGAUUCAUUGUCAGCUGAUUACUUUGGUGCUUCAUUUGCUAAAUUCAAUGACCAAGUGAAAUGUCAAGUUGAGGUGCUAAAAGAUUUCUUGACCUGACAUUCUGUAUUAUUUCAAAAGAAGGCAAGGCUCAUCCUCCUUCCUGUGUGGAAAAAUGUUUAAAUCCAGAAUGCUUUUAUAUUAUUUUUAAUUAUAUUGUAAUUAUAUUUAAAGCAAGCCUUUUUCCUUUGAAUCCUUCAGAUGUACUUAUUUUUAGAUCUUUUCUUUAGGAACUUCUAAUGCAAGUUCAGUGGGCUUACUGUCCUUACUGUCUCAUAAGUAAAUUAUGCUUUGCUAUUUCAGCAGAAGUGAGAUUGUGCUCAUAUUUUUUUUUCUGUUUAAGAGAAAUAUAACCAAGCUAAGACUAAGCACCGUAUCCAAAGAACCUAACAAUUAGUAGUGACAAAAGUAAUUUUACAUGCCGCAGACAGAAAUACUUCUCUCAUAUGGUAUUUCCUAACGUAUAUUAAGCAAAAUAUUGUAAUAAAUUAAAGAUAACUUUAGCUAAAGAUACUGUUCUGAAGCCAAGGGCAAAAGAAACCAGAAUAUGAUUUGACUUCAACUUUAAAUAUGUCUGAUUUUAAAAAGGUCCUAAUAGGUAAGUAUUGCCACAAAUGCUUAACAAACAGCACCUGUCAUUUUGCGAGCUGCAAAAUACUCAUGCAGAAGUCUUACUUCUGAAUACAUAUAAAGAGCAUUGCACUAUUAAUCUCAGAUUUCCCCUCCACCCCCAACUGUACCCCACCCCCUGGCAUGUCUUUUGUUAUUAUUUUCAAAUAUCCAAACAUAAAUAACAUUUUCCUAGUUGUUCUGCAACAAACCCAGUUCAACCACUGCCUUUUCAUUUAAAGCACAUUUAACUCUGCACCUCUUAAAGAAAAUGAGCUGCUGGGAAAACUAGCUACCCAUUCUGUAAAAGGGUGUGUUUUAUAGCUGUCAACAUUUCCCUUUUUAAAAAGGAAAUUCCCUUAUUCCAAAUAGGAUUCCUCGCAAGAAAAGGAAAACGUCGACAGCUAUGGUGUGUUGUUCUGUGGGCUUUAUUUAUUUACUUCAUGAAAUUUAUACACUCUGAAAACCCUCAAAGCAGUUUACAAAAGAGAGAGAGAGAGAGAAAUCCACAACAAACAUACAAAAGUUAAAAUACUAAAACACAUUAAAAUUACCUCGACUUUCUAAGCAUCUGGAUAGGCUUGUUUUAGCAGGUUUCUAAAAGAGUACAGUGAAAACGCCUACUUGAUCUCGAUAGGCAGGGAGAACGCUAAACAAUCAAGUUCUUGCAAAGGCGGAAUAGGUAUUAUGUGGCAUCUGUAGUAGUGCCAAUUUCACUGACUGAAGUGGUCAAGUGGGCACAUGUGGGAUAAGCCAAUCUCAUUGGUAAACUGGUCCCAAGUUGUUAAGGGCUUUAUAUGCUAAUAGUGGCACCUGGAACUUGGCAUAAUAGCAAAUCAAUAGCCAAUGAAGAUCUCUGAGCACAAAUGUUAAGGGCUGACAAGGCCUCUUUGUUCCAGCUCUCCUCACAGCUCAAUCCAACGCAUGUUUACUUGGAAGUAAAUUUCACCGUAAUCAAUGUACUUGGUCCUUCAAAAGGAUGCAUUCUUAAGCACUAUGCAAGAUCCAGCCCUUUAGAAUAGCAUUCUGCCACCAUAGCAGUUGACUUGUCUGCGAUCCUUUGAAAUUAUGGACAUUAAUUCAAUAACUCACUGCCCAUUUCUCUAUAGCAAGAAAAGUGAUAGCCAACUUGGAAGCUUGGAAAACAGCAGAGGGACACAUAGCCCUCACUUCUUCCUGUUCUCAUUUGAAAGCCACCAUUUUGUGGCAGGGUCAUUGCCAUUCUUAUAUUUUGACCCUCUCCUUCCUCCAGGUUAGGAGCUAGCGAGACCCCAGUCUGAAAUCCUGGAGAGCCACAGCUACUCAAUGUAGAAAGUACUGAGUGUAUCUGGCAGUUUCCUAUGUUCCAAAACAGCCUCUGGAAGGCAGAUAAGGCUCCUCCUGCUGUUAUUAAAUCUUCAUUCUCCCAGUACUGCUGCAUACACAAAAAUGCAUACAGUUGCAAUUUAAACCAGCUUUCCUCAACAUGGCACUCACCAGGUGUUUUGGACUACGGCUUCUAAAUCAAUCCAUAGGAGUAGCAUGCCAAUAUUUUUUUUAUAAAAGCACAUUGCCUGUAUGAAUCCUCAUGAUGGAAAGGAGGGUGAUUCAGAUACUGUAUUCUAACUGGGUGGCCAUUCAUGGACAGAAAUCAAACCUAAUUCUGUCUUAACAAGGAACUUGGCAUGGUGCAAGGAGAUUGCAGCCCAGGUGCCAUUGCAUUAUUCUGUCUCAUGCUAGCUUAACUUUCACUUUGGCUCCACCUAGAAUUUGAUGUCUUUGGAGCUGAAGAAUGUUUCAAACCAGAGGUAAUUUGGGAAAUCACCAUAAUGUAUAUAAACACAGUAAGCUGUCAGACACAUUCAAAUUAAGUUAAAUAUCACACAGUUCAUGCUUCAUUUGUUCCAAUUAACUCCAGGGGGCAUGGUAUAUUUACUGAGGGAAUUUCUGAUGGGAAGCUAAAAUCCCAAGUAUAUUCAAUAGAAACCAACAUGUUUAUUUUAGAUUGUUAGCAACUGAGUACAGUUUGCAUAAUCCUUCAAUGCUUUUUUAAAAAAUUAAAAUUGCACGUGACAAAGGAAAAGGUCUGUGCAAGUGUUCCCCUGACCUACAGAGUCCCAGUUUCAAUGCUCAGCCUUAACAAUUGUUAAGCUUGUGGUAGCAUCAUAGUUUGAGCUUGUUUGACUUGGGUCUCUUUUUCUCAGAAUAAGUUGUCAAGAUUUACAAUUCCUGAUGGAGUAUGACUAAAAUGAGUAUGACUUUUUUAAAAAUGCAGAUAAUUAUGUCAGUUCAUUUGGUAAAAAUGAAUAUAUCGAUAUUGCAGCAUAAUUUUGUUAUGAUGGCCAAUGGUCAGGGAGACAUGAAGUAGUCUGCAAGCUUGUGUGUUUUGAUAAGUGACAAAACAAAUUUGGAAGGGAGGAAAGUUUGGAGAGAGAAAAGAUGUUGUCGAGCGUGAUUUUUAAAAAUAAAACAAAAACAGUCUACUGUCACAGCCACACCAUACAUUUAAAGAACCCUGGGGAACUCACAAAGCUAUGAUUUCCAGCACCCUUAACGCAAUAUAGUUCCCAACAUUCUUUGAGGGAACCCAUGUGCUUUAAAUGUGUGUUGAAUGUGCUUUAAAUGUUUUGGUUGUGACCAAAGAUGGAAUAGAGGAGUUAUUAUGCAGAUCAGGGCUGGUUCUGGAUUUGAGGGUAGCCUUCCUAUUAAUAUGGGAAGAAAGCCAAAUAUGAAGGGUCAUGAUGACAGAACUAUAUAAAAUUAAGCAUCGUGGACUAUGGAGGAAGUGGAUAGAGCAUGCCUCCACAGGGCAUUUUAUAGUGGAGUUUGCGUUGCUCACACAGGUAGCUUUUUUGCAGUAACCACAAUACAUUGUCUUUCUCAAAAUGCCAUCCCAUCCUUCCUCCCCAAUUAAUUCUGGAUUUACCAUUUCCCUGUGAGUGUUUUGUUUUGACUUACUGCAUUUUAUGUGUCUAUGGUAAAUCUGGAUUAAGUGGGGAAAGCAUAUGGGAUGGCAUUUUGCUGAGGAUCACUUCAUGUGGAUGCUGUGUAAAACUUUCAUGCAUGAGAAUCACCGAAUCCACAAUAAGCCGCUGUGUGGAAGCACUCAGAUAGCUAUCAUAUGUUGCUCCCUCUGUCAUCAUACUAGAAGCUGAAUGGUGGUAGAUGCAGGUCUGGCAAAGGGAAAUACUUUCACCAUGCAGGGUUAGUUAAACUACAAACUAUGCUUCCACGAGAUGUAGUGAUGGCUACCAACCUAAUGACUUUAAAAGGGAAUUAGCAAUAUUCAUGGAGGAUAGAUAAGGCUAAAAACUGCUGCGACAUCAUGUGUACAGCACCCCAAAAAGCUCAUGAGCUUCUAAUCAGCAUCUGGUUGAUCAGAAUGAAAACUAGAUUAUGGUCUAGAUAGACUUUUGCUCUGGUCCAGCAGGGCUCUUACUAUCCCAUUCUUCUUCCUCCCUAAGAAGCCCAAUGGGCAAAUAGCAAAUAGUAAAAACAAUGCAAUUAAGAUAAAACAUGUUGUGAACAAUUAAAUACAAUUAAGAACAUCUAAAACAUGUUAAAAUAGCCACAUACAACUAAUAAUUUCAAGGUUGGUGAGAACAGUAAGUUGUAGCCAAUACUACUUCUGCUCUGAGUAGUUCCAUUGUAAUUAAUGGCCAUGACUAAUUUAGGUCUAUUAAUUUGCUAUGAGUAAAACUUAGUUGGAUACAACCCACUAUCUUUUCAACCAUCAAAUUCCUGGGUAAUCAGGAAAUGUUUUUAAUUUCCUCCUGAAUGUUAAUAAUGUCUUAUUUUGUUCUUAAUAAUGAGAGUUAGCUUUUAAUUGGUAAAACUGGAUACAUAGGGCACUUCCAGACAUGCUAUUAAAUUAGCUAUUAAAGCUAAUUUGGAGCUCUAACGCAACACACCUGAAAGAUCCUGAAAGAUCCAAUUUUUGCACUACGUAAAGUGAUGGGGGAAAUGCACAGGAAAAUGUGGGAUAAUACUUGCUUGAUGCAACAUUGUCUAACUUCCUCCAAACAAAUCAGAAUGAAUGCUAAUUAAAUAGCCGGUGUCAUCUAAGUCACCUGCGGUCAAAUAAAGAUAAUGCUC
Messenger RNA from Podarcis lilfordi (Lilford's wall lizard), 34809 nucleotides. The record is from the annotation of a GenBank genome assembly. Lineage: Eukaryota; Metazoa; Chordata; Lepidosauria; Squamata; Lacertidae.